Molecule: messenger RNA, 1260 nt
Organism: Scaptodrosophila lebanonensis
Lineage: Eukaryota; Metazoa; Arthropoda; Insecta; Diptera; Drosophilidae
Product: keratin, type I cytoskeletal 9
Exons: 5
Coding region: 1-1260 (419 amino acids)
Source: RefSeq, a predicted model, not a curated record
AUGUACAAACUGCAGCUGCUGCUCUGCCUGGCCUUUGCUUGGCAUCAUGGGCAUGUGGAUGCGGUCACGGGAUCGUCAGCAAGUGCGGGGGCGAGCAAAGCGCCGACGAGCGUUGGAAUGCUGGACACUGUUUUGAGGGGAGGCAAGAGUCGGCAGUCGCGCUGUGUGCGCUGCUACGAGGAUCGCUACUAUGGCAGUAGUAGUGGAGGGGAUCGUUAUGGCGGCUACUCGAGUCGGUCGGGCGACGAGGGACGUGGAUCUUGGUAUUAUCCCAGCGCGAGCUACGACAGAUACGAGGAUCGGGGCAGCAGCAGAGAUCGGGACUACUACCGGGAUAGCUAUUUCUAUCCUGAGGAUCGUUAUGGCUCACGCAGCUACGAUCGCUACGAGGGACGUGGAUACGAUGACUACAGACGUGGAGGCAGCUAUGAACGGGGAGGCAGCUACGAUCGGGAUCGCGGCUAUGGCUACGAUAAUAGAGAUCGCUAUUACACCGAUCGGUAUAGUGAUAGUCGUGGCGGGGAUCGCUAUUACGAUCGGCCUCGCUACAGUGGGCACGAUCGCUACUAUUCAAGGUAUGAUUUUCGCAACUAUCGUCCAUGGGAUGAGACCUACAGAGGACAAUCCGGCUUUGACAACUCUGGGCGUGGCUAUUACUUUGCCAGCGAUGACGAUAAUCGCGGCUACGCCCCGCCCUACGAUCGGGAACGCGCUCAGUCAUCUGCGUCCGCAUCUCCCUCGCCCUGCGGUCACCUAGUCAGAAAUUGUCCCUAUGCCGGCGGCUCGAGCUUCGGCUCCGGUCAGGGGGAUCGUGGCACAAAAGUCUCUUCAGCCGCCAUAGGAAAUGAUAGCUCCCGUGGCGGAGGCCACACCAGUGUCAUGGGCCAGACCGCUGAUGGCAAGCAGCCCAAUGGGCAAGGUACCUGGACCUACCUCAACGACCAGGACAAACAGAACUCGCGCGGUGGUAACGGUGGCGGCAGCGGAAGCGGCAGUGGGGGCAUUAGGGAUGAUGGCAGGGACAGAGAGCGUAAUCAGCAGAGCUCUUCCUACGGUGGCCGACCCCGUCCUAUAGGCGGCAGCUAUCUCUUCGACCGGGACAGCAACGCCGUCCCAGAGGGUCAGAACGAAGCCGCUAAUGUGGCUGGUGGUGGAGGUGGUGGUGUUGGUGGUGCCGCCAUGCCCGCGGCUGCGGCCCAAACGGCGCCUGCUGCUAGUGGCGAGAGCAACGCCAAGGAGCCACAAAACGCGAUGCAGUGA